AGGGCCCUCCUACCCCUGGUGCCUAAGCAGGAAGCAGGUGGGGCCUCAGCCAGAAGCCAGGGAGGUCACUCUCAGAUAAGCGGCUUUCCUAAAGCAAAGGCCUGGGAGACCAAAUGGACCCCCAGGCCCCGACACAAAGGGGAGGCCUGGGUCAAGCCUACCAAGGCGGGGACUAUGUCCAGGCUCCCGGGAACGGAAACACACAGCAUCUGCUAAGUGAGGAUGUAUUCAAAAAGCAGUUUGGCAACCAGCGCCGGGUCACCAAGCCCUACUACCGGAGAAAGACCUACGUGUGCUACCAGCUGAAGCUGCUCCGUGGCCCCACGAUUGCCAAAGGCUACUUUCGAAACAAGAAAAAGCGCCAUGCAGAGAUUCGCUUUAUUGACAAGAUCAACUCACUGGGCCUAGACCAAGACCAGAGCUACGAAAUCACCUGCUAUGUCACGUGGAGCCCCUGCGCCACCUGUGCCUGCAAGCUGAUUAAGUUCACCAGAAAAUUCCCCAACCUGAGCCUGCGGAUCUUCGUCUCCCGCCUCUACUACCACUGGUUCAGGCAGAAUCAGCAGGGGCUGCGACAGCUGUGGGCAUCCAGCAUCCCCGUGGUUGUCAUGGGUUACCAAGAGUUUGCUGACUGCUGGGAAAACUUUGCAGACAACAGGGGAAACCCUUUCCAGAGCUGGGAGAAGCUUACAGAAUACAGUAAAGGCAUAAAGCGACGGCUCCAGAAGAUCCUGGAGCCCUUGAACCUGAAUGGUUUAGAGGACGCCAUGGGAAAUCUGAAACUUGGGUCGGUUGACCUCGGGUAACUGAAACCGUGGAUAGCGAAACUGCGAUAAGGGGCAAAUACUGUUUAUAUUUUUAUAAUUGAAAAAAUAAAGAUAAUUUUCAAGUCUAUAAAA
Equus caballus (horse) is the source of this 899-nucleotide messenger RNA. RefSeq names its product apolipoprotein B mRNA editing enzyme catalytic subunit 3H (gene APOBEC3H). NCBI's taxonomy places the organism in Eukaryota, Metazoa, Chordata, Mammalia, Perissodactyla, Equidae. The record is from RefSeq and is a predicted model, not a curated record. Gene Ontology annotation, molecular function: RNA binding; zinc ion binding; cytidine deaminase activity. Gene Ontology annotation, biological process: negative regulation of single stranded viral RNA replication via double stranded DNA intermediate; defense response to virus; DNA cytosine deamination. Gene Ontology annotation, cellular component: P-body; nucleus; cytoplasm.